Molecule: messenger RNA, 1245 nt
Organism: Neoarius graeffei (lesser salmon catfish)
Lineage: Eukaryota; Metazoa; Chordata; Actinopteri; Siluriformes; Ariidae
Gene: kcnj6
Product: potassium inwardly rectifying channel subfamily J member 6
Exons: 2
Coding region: 1-1245 (414 amino acids)
Biological process (GO): potassium ion import across plasma membrane; regulation of monoatomic ion transmembrane transport
Cellular component (GO): plasma membrane
Molecular function (GO): G-protein activated inward rectifier potassium channel activity
Source: RefSeq, a predicted model, not a curated record
AUGGAGCAGGAUGUGGAGAGCCCCGUCACAGUGAGACAGCCACGGCUGCCCAAGCAGGUACGAGACGACGUGCCCAAGCAGCUUCAGGACAGCGAUCAAGCCAAGCGCAAGAUCCAGCGUUAUGUGCGCAAGGAUGGCAAGUGCAACGUGCACCAUGGCAACGUCCGCGAGACCUACCGCUACCUCACAGACAUCUUCACCACGCUAGUGGACCUGAAGUGGCGGUUCAACCUCUUCAUUUUUGUGCUGGUCUACACAGUAACGUGGCUCUUCUUCGGCCUCAUGUGGUGGCUGAUUGCCUACGCACGAGGGGACCUGGAGCACAUAGGCGAUGAUACAUGGACACCGUGUGUCAACAACCUGGAGGGUUUUGUCUCAGCCUUCCUGUUCUCCAUUGAAACGGAGACAACUAUUGGUUAUGGGUACCGGGUGAUCACAGACAAGUGCCCAGAGGGCAUCGUGCUCCUACUAGUGCAGUCAGUGCUGGGCUCCAUUGUGAAUGCCUUUAUGGUGGGCUGCAUGUUUGUGAAGAUCUCACAGCCUAAGAAGCGUGCAGAGACAUUGGUGUUCUCCACCAAUGCUGUCAUCUCAAUGCGUGAUGGUCGUCUCUGUCUGAUGUUCCGUGUCGGUGACCUGAGGAACUCGCACAUCGUCGAGGCCUCAAUCCGAGCCAAGCUGAUCAAGUCCAAACAGACCAAGGAGGGAGAGUUUAUUCCCCUCAACCAAACAGACAUGAAUGUGGGCUAUGACACAGGCGAUGACCGCCUCUUCCUUGUGUCCCCACUCAUCAUCUGCCAUGAGAUCAACCAGCAUAGCCCUUUCUGGGAGAUCUCCAAAGCCAACCUAGUGAAGGAGGAGCUGGAGAUUGUUGUGAUUCUGGAAGGCAUGGUGGAGGCCACAGGAAUGACCUGCCAGGCUCGCAGCUCAUAUGUGGCCAGUGAGAUCAAGUGGGGCUACCGCUUCAUGCCCGUGCUCACGCUGGAGGAUGGCUUCUACGAGGUCGACUACAACAGCUUCCAUGAGAUCUACGAGACUAACACACCGAGCUGCAGCGCACGCGAGCUGGCCGAGAUGAGCGCACGUUCGCGCCUGCCACUCUCCUGGUCCGUGGCAAGCAAACUGAGCCAGCAGGGCCUGCUAGACUCACGCAAUGAUGAGGAAGAGCAGGAGAAGGAGAGCAGAGAGACACAAGAGCAGGAACGCAAUGGUGACAUUGCCAACAUGGAGAACGAGUCCAAAGUGUAA